CGUGGUAAAAAUAGCAAUUUAUACCUAAUAUACUUAUAUAUUGAACAUUUUAUUAAAAAAAAACCUCUCUAAAUGUCAGGUACAAAGUAACAAAGAGAUUAAAUUUUUGCACUCUUUUUGCUUGGAGAUAUUUUCACUUACUUUACUCUUUGGAUAUUUUGCAAUGUUUUCUCUUCACAAAACAUAUUAGAGCUGCUUUUUCGAGCACGUAUAUAUUCUCUUUGGUUUUCCUUUGAAGUUUAAACGAGGUAUAAAAUAAACACUGCCCGCAAAAUAGUGCAAAAUAUAAAAUCUACAAAAAAAGACUCAUUUGUCACUUUUCCAAGUUUUUAUACAUUUUUAUAGUGUUUUGAAGCAGCAAUUCUUAAUAUGGACGUAUUGGGAUACACUGUUUUACAAGAGGAGUCAUUACCUGGCUUCCUAAAAGGGAGGCCGCAGAUGGCCAUGUUCCUGGCGUGUGCCGGGGCGCUGCUCUUGAUCACCGCUUUGUCGAUAACCAUCGGCAUUUUCAUCGGAUACACGUACUGCUACAUUGAACAUAAGUCUGGAGUUAUAAACGCCAAUGUCACACGCACCAACAUAAAAAUCAUCCCAAUGCACUCAUUCGAGUAUCCCGACAACAAAACCAGGACCAUCAAUGAUGCUAUCAUGAACAACUACUUCAUCUCCAAACUCCUGAGGGUGAGUGGUCUUCGAGAGGCACCAGCUCUAUCCUGGUCAGAACAGACAGAAAAAAAGCUUAUUGAGACCACUGCCUGAACGACAUGUAAAAUUUCAAAAGCAACCAAAGUUUGUGAUCGGUUGUCUUGGUUGUUAUAUUUGUGGACUUGGAUUGUUUAAGUAGCUGCGCUACGGGGUAUGUAAUGAACGUGCUAUUUAUAUAAAAAAAUGCCUAGAUAA
This is a messenger RNA of Cydia pomonella (codling moth), 900 nucleotides long. RefSeq lists its product as uncharacterized. The record is from RefSeq and is a predicted model, not a curated record. Lineage: Eukaryota; Metazoa; Arthropoda; Insecta; Lepidoptera; Tortricidae. The transcript has 3 exons. Bases 370 to 759 code for a protein of 129 amino acids.